AUGAGUUCCCUUUGGGGAAGACUUUUCUGCCUUCCUGUGAGAAAUGCAGCGCGGGCUCAGCGUGCCAGCAAGAAGCACUGGUGCCGGGUGUACUGGGCCAAGAUAGUGAAGGAAGAGUGGGCGAACCUGGAGAACGGCACAGUGGCCCAGGGCUUAGAAGGGGUGGGAGAGAAGGGUGUACUGUAUUUGCCAUGCGCCUGUCAACUUGGGGCCCUAAUGCAGGUGUCAGCUACAGAAACGAAGAAAAGCGGAUUGCUCCAUUGUGCCCAGCCUCUGCUGCUGCUGCAGCCCACGGUGACCCCGCCACCCAUCGAGUGGGCGGUGAAGGGGGCGGGGUCCAUUGCCCACGCCCCCUGCAGGGCACAGCGAGAGGCAGAAGGGAGAAGGCGCCCGGCACCGCCCGGACAAAGCCUGCGCGCGCCCCGCCCCGCGAUUGGCCACCCCGCCCCUGGUCCCACCCUCCGUCGCCUGCCCCGCACGCUGCAACCAAUGUCUGCUACCGAAGCCGACUUCGUCACAGCCACGCCGGCCAAUGGAGGAGGCUGGUCCGGACUUUGCAGGCAGCGGCGGCCGGGGCGGAGCGGGAUCGAGCCCCCUCGCCGCGGCCUGCCGUCAUGGGCCCGCGCCGCCGCCGCCGCCUGCCUCCCGGGCCACGCGGGCCGUGAUUGCCAUGGCCGUAGCCCCGCGGGCGGCCAGCACGCGCCGGCGCUGGAGGCCCUGCUCGGGGCGGGCGCGCUGCGGCUGCUCGACUCCUCGCAGAUCGUCAUCAUCUCCACCGCGCCCGAUGUCGGCGCCCCGCAGGUCCCCACGGGCCCCGCCGCGCCGCCCGCUGGCCCUCGCGAUCCUGACGUGCUGCUCUUCGCAACGCCGCAGGCGCCCCGACCCGCGCCUAGUGCACCGCGCCCGGCUCUCGGCCGCCCGCCGGUGAAACGGAGGCUGGAUCUGGAAACUGACCAUCAGUACCUUGCUGGUAGCAGCGGGCCAUUCCGGGGCAGAGGCCGCCACCCAGGGAAAGGUGUGAAAUCUCCAGGGGAGAAGUCACGCUAUGAGACCUCACUAAAUCUGACCACCAAACGCUUCUUGGAGCUGCUGAGCCACUCAGCUGAUGGUGUUGUUGACUUGAACUGGGCAGCCGAGGUGCUGAAGGUGCAGAAACGGCGCAUCUAUGACAUCACCAAUGUCCUGGAGGGCAUCCAGCUCAUUGCCAAGAAGUCCAAGAAUCAUAUCCAGUGGCUAGGCAGCCGCACCAUGGUGGGGAUCGGUCAGCGGCUUGAAGGCCUGACCCAGGACCUGCAACAACUGCAGGAGAGUGAGCAGCAGCUGGAUCACCUGAUGCACAUCUGUACCACUCAGCUGCAAUUGCUUUCUGAGGACUCAGACAUCCAGCGCCUGGCCUAUGUGACCUGCCAAGAUCUCCGCAGCAUUGCAGACCCUGCAGAACAAAUGGUCAUAGUGAUCAAGGCCCCUCCUGAGACCCAACUACAAGCUGUGGAUUCUGCAGAGAAGCUGUAUUGCCUCGAAUAGGCAACCUGAGGGGCCCCAUGGAAGAAGACCGGUUGUCACCACUGGUGGCUGCUGACUCACUCCUGGAGCAUGUUAAAGAAGACUUCUCUGGGCUCCUCCCUGGGGAGU
Molecule: messenger RNA, 1632 nt
Organism: Rattus rattus (black rat)
Lineage: Eukaryota; Metazoa; Chordata; Mammalia; Rodentia; Muridae
Gene: E2f1
Product: E2F transcription factor 1
Exons: 9
Coding region: 1-1524 (507 amino acids)
Biological process (GO): regulation of transcription by RNA polymerase II; G1/S transition of mitotic cell cycle
Cellular component (GO): Rb-E2F complex
Molecular function (GO): DNA-binding transcription factor activity, RNA polymerase II-specific; RNA polymerase II cis-regulatory region sequence-specific DNA binding; protein dimerization activity
Source: RefSeq, a predicted model, not a curated record